GUUUCUUCCAGUGAGAAUCGCCGUAUUUCGUGGAAGAAUCGUUGAGAUUCCGACGGAGGGGAUAAGACCUCCGGGAAACGUCUAUCCUCUUGGGUUUGUAAAACAAGGUUAUCAAGUGAUUAAGUGAGGUGAAGAAACAAAGAAAGAGUAAAUCUUCUAGAAAGGAUUCUAUAUUUAGCCAGGAGCUUGAUGAGAUGAAGAGGAGAUUGAAGGAGAUGCAGGAAGAACCUGCUGCACUGCGGGAGAUGAAAGCAAAAGUCGAAAAAUAAAUGGGAGAUGUUCAAGGCGGAAGAGAUGCGUGCAUACAAGGAGAACACCAGCAAAUUGAUCUUUCACGUUGGUUUUCAGGAACCUAUGGCUCCGGAGAAAUUUCUUUACCAGGUGGUAAAGCAGAAGAGAAUGAUAAGGAUGAUGGGAUUACUGCAACUAGAGAGGCAGAGGAAGAGAUUGGUUUAGACCCUUCGCUUGUUGAUGUUGUUGCUUUCCUCGAACCAUUCCUGUCUCAGCAUCUGCUUAGAGUAAUUCCUGUAAUAGGAAUAUUGUGGGACAGAAAAGCAUUCAAUCCAACGCCAAGUCCUGCAGAGGUGGAAGCCGUGUUUGAUGCACCCUUUGAAAUGUUUCUGAAGGAUGAGAACCGGAGAUCCGAGGAGAUUGAUUGGAUGGGGGAAAAGCAUUUGGUAGUACCUGUUGUUGAUGGAGUGCAGGUGUAUUCAAUGGUUGAAGCACACAAGCUAGACUUAUCCGUUGCACCUGUCUCAUCUAGUAGAACAGCCAUAUCGAGGAAACGUAGAAUCUCAUGAUCUCGUUCUUCUCGCACUUUUCUAUAUGUCCAAGAGUUGAGAGAUUACGUAAGAAAACUAAAUCCAAGGGCUUACUCGAUCCAAGGUAUAUGUGUGGUGUAAAUGCAGUUAAUACAGCUAUUGACCAGCU
Molecule: messenger RNA, 930 nt
Organism: Arabidopsis arenosa
Lineage: Eukaryota; Viridiplantae; Streptophyta; Magnoliopsida; Brassicales; Brassicaceae
Source: the annotation of a GenBank genome assembly